GUGUCGGGGCAGCGCGGCUCCCGCGGUCGGCGUGGCGGCGGUGUGUUUUCCCCCUCCCGCUGGGUGAAGGGCCGCGCAGCCGCCCGUGCGCCGCGGUGCCCCGACCUGUGGCUCUCGGCUCCCCCGGCUCGGCGUGCGGAGCUGCCUCGGCUCCCCGGCGCCGUUCCGGAGCUGAGAGCCGCUGCCCGCCGGGUUUCUCCCCGCAGGUAAACGCGCCUCUGCGGGGCUGCGCUGCUCGCCCGUCCCGCCUUGCUCGGGAAGCCGAAGCGUGAGCGUUAAAAGGGAAAUAAAACUGGAAGGGGACGGGCGGAGGGGGAGGCUGACGGACCCGCGUGUCCGCGCCUUUGUGCUGCGCUGCGAGGCCGGGGAUGCGGCCGCCUGCACGGCCGGCCUCGGCUCUUAGCGCCGAGCUGAUUGCAGUGGAUUCUCAGCCUUACGCGGGUGUGAUUUCAUUGAUGCUUCCGGAGAAGCGGCGCUGCUUCUGCCUCGGCGUGAGUUACGUCUGUGGCUCGGUUGGUGAGGCAGCUACCAAGGUAGAUAGCGGCCACGGGAUGUGCCUGUGGUUGGAGCUGAGCGGGCCGAAUUCACAAAGAGGAGAUAUCUGCCGAUUUGCUUUAAAAAGAAUAAUCAUCAGCCUGACUGUCGAGCCGUUUCUUUCUCUUCAGACCUACGUGGAUGUCGCUGAAACGCAGCGCCCAUCUGUCUUGACCUGCUUGUGGUGUUUUUUCCUGUCGGAAGCACGGAGCCGCAGCAGAUCGCUUUGGUUCAUGAACCACCCAGCUCCAGCCAACAGCCGCUACAAGCCCACUUGCUACGAACAUGCUGCUAACUGUUACACACACGCUUUCCUCAUUGUUCCUGCAAUUGUGGGCAGUGCCCUUCUCCACCGACUUUCUGACGAUCGAUGGGAAAAAAUAACAGCAUGGAUCUAUGGCAUGGGGCUCUGUGCACUCUUCAUUGUCUCCACAGUGUUUCAUAUCGUUUCUUGGAAAAAGAGUCACUUAAGGACAAUGGAGCAUUGCUUUCACAUGUGUGACAGAAUGAUGAUCUACGUCUUCAUUGCAGCAUCGUAUGCACCGUGGUUAAAUCUUCGUGAGCUUGGACCUCUAGCAUCUCACAUGCGUUGGUUUAUCUGGCUGAUGGCUGCUGGAGGCACUGUUUAUGUAUUUCUCUACCAUGAAAAGUAUAAGAUUGUUGAACUCUUCUUCUAUUUGGCCAUGGGAUUUUCUCCUGCUCUGGUAGUGACAUCCAUGAGCAACACCGAAGGACUGGAGGAGGUUGCCUGGGGAGGUCUGAUCUAUUGCCUUGGCGUGGUGUUCUUCAAGAGUGAUGGAGUCAUUCCUUUUGCCCAUGCCAUCUGGCACGUGUUCGUGGCCACAGCAGCUGCAGUUCAUUACUAUGCUAUUUGGAAGUACCUUUACAGAAGUCCUGCAGACAUCAUUCGUCACUUAUGAUAUACGUGUAUAUAUCGGGGUGGGGGGAGAGCUGCACUUGGCCUCUGGAACAGUAUUAUUUGACUUAAGGAAUUCGGGGAAAUCGCACAGAAAAACUGCACUGACUUUGGUAGUUCUCUGAACACAAUUACUGUGAACUGAUGUGUGCAUGUCCUGGAAUUGCCCUUCAGAUGGCAAGUGCUGUAACUAACAGGGGUACUGUGCUGCAGUACUCAGAGUCCAUUCCAUGUUAGCAGAACUGGCUACCUGAUGUUUACAAAGAAAUUUUGUAUUCUAGUUUAACUUUGUGAUUUUUUAACAACGUGAAUUUUUCUAAAUUAACGGUUCCAAUGAAGUCAGUGCAAUAGUGAAAAUAGAACUCUUGAUUUGAAAUCGGUGUCACCUUUCCACUAGCAUUUAUUGAACAUAAUCACAGUUGAACGAUCUACUUUUACCACCUAUCAUCUUGAGAUGAUGUGACUUUUAUAGAAUCUUUCUGGGGCUUUUGUAAACUUCAGAACUGAAAACAUUUGUUGAACUGAAAACAAACAGCUGUCAUCUAUGCAGUUACUCAUAUUGCAAAACCUUGCAAGAAAUGGUUACAUUCCAUAUACUGUACUGACAGGCAAACAUUGUACCUCUUCCAAGGGUUGGAGCAUAGGUGUAAUUAUAACCACUUUUGCAAGCUAACACAUAAAUGCUCUUCUGCUGAGUUUUAAUGUGAUAUUGUUAUGCUUAUCGAUAAUACCACUUAAACAGCACCUUAAUUUGGCUUUAUCUGUGAUGGAAAUGAAGUGUGUUGGAAGAAAUUGCCAUUAACUAGUUCUUCAGGAUUGCCAGUCUGCCUCGGUGCUGUGCAAUAAAUGGGGCAGCAGUGUGAGGAAGCCAGCUUAUCAGACCGCAGCAGCGUUAAUGAGGGCAGUCAACUAAUAUGCCUCCAUGCAAAACAAAGUUGGUAAUUUCCCCAGAGUAUGUAUAUUGGUGCUGUAAUAUUAAGGCUUCAGUUUUUCAAAGGGAUUCUAAAUUGGCUGACAAAACCAGUUCCCAGCAGCUUUCCCUGGGGCUGUGGCUGAUGUGUGAGGAAAUCCAGGUCAGAGCAGCUGACAGCAGUGAGCGAGCAUGGAGAGUCCAUGGCUGUUGGUUCUCCUCAGCAGCCUUCUAGGAAGGAAAGGUGAAAGAACUUGAUACAGUGUCACUUGUCAUUCUGGGACUGAAAACACAGGAUAAAACUGGUCUUUACUUGUAUUUCUGUCCUUCUGUACAGGAAAAUAAAAUGUGGUAGCAAGUCACGAUUGUAGAAUGUGCAUUAAAUGACCAGAUGUAGAAGAGUCAUUGUAAUACUGUUUAUCUGAUAAUUGUUCUCUGUCCCACUGUAUAAUGAAUGUCUUAUAUUAAGAUUGACUUUAUCCUUUUUCUAAUUUACUCAGUUUUUUCAUGUCAGUAUUUGAAAACAAAACCAAAACGUGUUGCCUUUUUCAGAUUUCGUUCUGAAUAUUGCCUAUCUAUCUUCCACUGAUGAGUAGCAAGGUAGGGGCGUUUUUCAAGGUACCACUUAAUACUGCAGCUAGAUUUGCCAGGGGGUUGCAUAUUUUAAGUUACAUACUUCUGUAAACAGAAUUUACAGGAGGGACAAACUUCAGCUUCAAGGCACUGAAGAGGAGUUGUACAGUGUUAGCAGGUGAGUGGAGCAGCACUGCAGCAGGCUGAGCAGCUGCCCCAUGGUAUGAGCAGAGCCACUGGGCAAGUAAUCUGUAGUACAGCAGUCUCACACAUUUGGAUGCCUCAGUUUUUUAACAUUGUGUCUAUUUUAGGAUUUUUCCACUUGGUGAUUUCAUAUCUUUUGUUUAAAUGCAGUACUGUUAAAACCACUAAAACACAUGUAAAGGUUUCCUGUAGUCAAAAGUUAAACUAUGGCUUGAAUAUCUUUGAUUUAAUUUAAAGUUAAUUUUUCAUGGCAUUGCUUUUUGGAGUGUUUGAAAUGGUUUUUAAAGAUUUCAAUUCGCCAAAAAUAUUUUGAAUUACUGUAUUCUGGUCAAUAUGAUAUUGAAUGUACUAAACUAACAAUAAACAUUUUGUGCAAUUUGGAAA
This is a messenger RNA of Phasianus colchicus (ring-necked pheasant), 3521 nucleotides long. It is a transcript of the gene MMD, whose product is annotated as monocyte to macrophage differentiation associated. The record is from RefSeq and is a predicted model, not a curated record. Gene Ontology annotation, molecular function: pore-forming activity. NCBI's taxonomy places the organism in Eukaryota, Metazoa, Chordata, Aves, Galliformes, Phasianidae. Gene Ontology annotation, cellular component: membrane.